AUGUAUUUUGAGAUCGAAAAUACUCCGGAGCACAUACGUAGGGCUCGUCGGACGGAGGUGGUGAAAAAGGAGUCGCCAAAAGAAGAAACGCCUCGGCUGGUAUUGGCCCCGUUUUCAAGACCUCCUCAAGUUGUCUUCGAAAAUGUUUUAAUUGGGACCACUUGUGAGAGAGAUUUGGAGAUUUUCAACCCUUCAAAGCAGUUGCAACGGAUAACGUUGGGACGAACCCUGCCCCCUGGUGUAAUAAUACAUUUGCCGGGAGAAUGGCUGACUCUGGAUCCAGAAAUGUGCUAUAGCCUUAGUAUGUCAUGGACUCCAAUGCAGCCUACUGCUCUUCGAGAGACUAUUCGCUUCACUGAUGACAAACGUGGCCGGUUUGAUGUCAUUGUCGUGCUCAAGUCAACUAUGAAUGUCAAGGGGAAAAACCAAUCCAAAAGCUUUAAAAUAUCGCCAGGUAAAAUUAAAAAGAAAUCUGCUAAGAGGUCCCCUGUGGCCAUUUGCAAAAAGAAAGCUGAAAUAAUAUACAAAACUACAAAUAUAAAAAAGACUGUUAAUGUUGUUCAGUCCACUCAUUAUAAUGUUCUGAAAACAUCAAAUAAAGAAAAUGUGGCAAAUUUCAAUGAUUACUCUAUGAACUCUGGACAUGUUAAGUGUCCAUUUGAUUCACCAAGCAGCAUUGACUUUAAUUUUGACACAUCUGAAGUAUUUUCAAACAUUAGAAAAACUAAAACUGAAAACAUUCUCUAUAACACAUACGAUAAAUCAUAUAAUUCUGUGAACCAACUUCCUGUACCGAUACCUCAAAAUGUGCUGAAGCCUAAUAACAAACAAAUAAACAAUGACUCUGCUACAGACUUAUUUGACAAUCUAACUUUUACACCUCUGAAAGUUUUAAAUGAGAAGAGCGAAAAGUUAGAUAAAGGACCUAGGAUCAUUCUUAGCAUUAAUUCGGAGAGUGAUUUGGAUGAUAGUCUGGACAUGAAGACUACAAAUAAAGAAAAUAAAACACAUGCUAUAAUUUGCGUUUCAUCUGCUCAACAAAACACUUAUUCGACUGUAAAUUAUCAAACCAAUGCACAAAUAGACAAUCAGUACAUAGAAACACCAGUCUUACAGAACAAGAAAAUUCCUAACACUUCAUCUCCAAAGGAACUUAAUAGCCCAAAUUUCUCAAUAAAUACAGACUUUUCACGUAUUAGCGAAUUAUCUUUUGUUCCUCAAAGAUUUUCUACAGAAAGAAAAAUAUUUCCAAAGGUUAAUGUUGAACCUGCUGAAAUUUUUGAUGAUCUGAAUUUCAGGCCUAACUCAGAUACUUAUACUAAAGAUUCUCCCAAUACUCCAAUGGAAAUUGAGCAGAUGCGUUUUGAAAAUAGACCACCACAUUACUUCCUGAAAGAUCAACCUAAGAUAUGCAGGCAGGCUCUUUUCAGAGACAGUCAUUACAAGGAUCUUUACGAUAAAGUUAACUUCCAGUCUUCUGAGAACAGUGCUUGGCCUAGUGAUCUCAAACCUGAUAUCAAAUCUCCUCCGCAUUCAGUUACUCCACCGCUGCAAUCAAUUCCUGAAGAGAGCACACAAUACUCAGACACUCAAGUCUUCGAUAAAACUGAUAAACAAAUGGCCACAUUUACCAUCAACCGCACAUUUGAUAAACUACCAGAUAGACCCUCUCUGUCUACUAGUCGUAGACAAACGUGGUCAAAAAAGGACGUUAGAGCUGAACCAGAGCUUUGGAAGGUCCCAACUUCAGUUCCUAAAAAAUGCUUAAAACCCAAAGGGAGCAUUAAUUCUAAGGCAUCUCUGGGUGGCAAAAUAUCUAUUACGCUUGAGGGUAAUAAGAGCGUAAACCAAAAUGUAAGUUUGAACCAACUGGGAAAUAUUUACUCUCAAUCUACCACAGUGGAUCCAUUCCUUUCGGCUACUUAUUUCUAUGAUGAAGAAGCAGUUCAAAAGUUGGAAAAGGACUUUAUGAAAUGGCUAAAUUGUAUAUUGACGCCUCCUGCAGACCUAGACAGUAACGUAGAACAGAAAGUAGACGUAGGAAAGGCAUGGUUAGAAAACAGAAAUAAGGACGUGCCAGCAGCGCCAACAAGAGAACAAGUGUCUAAUGCGUACCACAACAGCCAUCGAUUAGAGAGUCUUCGGAGAGCUGCAAGGGCACUUUUGAUGAGUCCAGAAAUUGUAGUGGUCUUCAAGAAACUCACUGCUCAGAUAGAAAAGAAAUUAAUCGCCGUCAGAUCUGACAAAAAUCUUCACUUGGAUGUUGGGUUGCAGAAAACUAUAUUGGAAUUGCUUCUUUGUUAUAACCCUCUGUGGCUCCGUAUAGGACUGGAAGUCAUUUACGGACUGGUAUUACCUCUCAGGUCUAAUAGUGAUAUCGAGGGAUUGACAACAUUUAUUGUACAAAGAAUGUUUAAAAAUCCUUUCCUCAAAAACAAAAAUUCAAAAUCUGGUGUACCAAACAUGCUGCUACCAGCUUACAUGGAAGCCAUUAAAAAGUUUACUCUGAAGAAAUUUUUCAUGCUCGUUUUUUUUCUAGACCAGGCUAAGCAGAGGAAAUUAAUACCUCACGAUCCGUGUCUUUUCUGCAGAAAUGCUAUUUGUAAAGAAAGUAGAGAAAUAAUAAUACGUUUCACGAGAGAAUUGAUCUCGGGUAUAGGAGACAUUACUAAACAUUUGCGUCCGCUUGGCUACGUUGUCAGUCACAAACAAUCUUAUUUGGACGAAUACAAAUAUGCAGUCCAUAAUAUUGCGUUAGAUAUCAGAGACGGCGUUCGCUUGACGAAAGUCAUGGAAAUAAUCCUAAUGAAAAAUGGCCUCCUGAACCAAUUGCGCACACCUCCAAUUUCAAGACUUCAAAAAAUUCACAACAUUCAAGUUGCAAUGAACGCUUUGAAAGAAACUAAUUUUAUGAUCAACGGAGAUAUAUCAGCGCAAGAUAUAGCGGAUGGUCAUCGAGAAAAGACCCUAUCACUAUUAUGGCAAUUAAUCCAUGUAUUCCGAGCUCCACUGUUUGUGAAAGCUGCUACGCUCAUUCAAACGUGGUGGAGGAAAAAAUAUGAAAUAAUUGUAGGAAAACGGAAGGAGGAAGAAAUGAUAAAACAGAAAUUGAACAAUGCUGCAAGUGUGAUCCAGUGUUGGUGGCGUCGAAUUCAAUACAAUCGUUUGGUCGAAUGGCAAAUGAAGCAAAUUGUCACAGCGACGAUAAUAGUCCAGAAAUACUGCAGAAUGUGGAUCAAUCGAACGCGAUUCCGAAAGUGGAAGACUUCUGUGCUAAAAAUAGAGGAAUGGUGUCGAUCAGUAAAACUAAAGAAAGCCGCCAAGGAUCAGUUACAGAUGCUGAGAUUGCAAAGAGAAGAAUUAAAACAGAAAUCUGUCACUAUUAUACAGAGCCACAUCAGACGUUGGUUGUGUGUAAAACAGUACAAAGCAAAGGUGCAGAAAAUUGUUCUACUUCAGAGUAUCACUCGUUGCGUCCUGGUUAGAAAAUGGUAUCUGCAACUUCGAAAAUCAGUAGUGUACGUUCAAAGAAUAUACAGGGCUAAGUUGCUAAUGAAAGCAGAAAUGCAGACGUUCUCAAAAAAACUAAAUAGCGUUAUUGUACUACAGUCCUAUUACAAAAUGAUGAAACAGCGAAAGUCAUUCAUGAAACUGAAAGAAUCUGUAAAAGUUAUUGAAGAACACUAUAAGGCUUUGUUAAAGAUGAGGGAACAGCAAAAGAAAUAUACAGAGUUAAAGAAGCACACUCUUACUUUACAAUCGCGUUAUAGAGGACGUCAGUGCCGACGGGAAUUUCUCAGACAAAAACUGUUAAUUAUAAAAUUGCAGCAACGCAUCAAAGCUUACCUUCAAAUGAAGAGAGAAGAACAGAACUUCUUGAAUCUUAAACAUGCUGUCGUUAGUCUACAAAGACGCACAAGAUCGUAUUUAGAAAUGAAGCGUUUGCGAGAAGCCUACAUUAAGCAAAGGAAUUCUGCUGUUCUGAUCCAACAACAUUUGCGGGCGUAUAGAAUUGGAAGAGCUCAAAGAAAAAUGUAUUUACAAAUACGAUUUGCAGCUAUUGUUGUGCAAACACGUUACAGAAACUUGUUACUGAUGCGUCAAGAAAAGUCAGCUUUCUUGAAUUUAAAAAAAGCAGCUUUGGUACUACAGAGAAGAUAUAGGGCGCUAAAUAUGAUGAGACUUGCUUCAGAAAGUUAUCAAAAAUUAAGAUCCGCAACCUUAACAGUGCAGAGAAGAUUUAGAGCACAAAUGAAAAUGAGGCAUGAAAAGACUCAUUACUUAAAAUUUAAAUCAGCGUCUAUAGUGAUUCAGAAAGCGUAUAGAGCCUACUUGUUAGGUAAACAAGAAAAGCAACGUUUUAUGAAAAUGAAAGAAGCAUCCAUAAUUAUUCAAAAUUGGUUUCGAAACUGUAAAAUUGCGAAACAAUUCAAACAAGAAUAUCUUCAAUCUAAACAGGCUUGCGUGACAAUACAGAGGGUGUAUAGAGCUUACAUCAUAGGGAGACAACAACAACAAGAAUACAUCAAAAUUAGAACUGCCACAGUGUGUAUUCAGAGAUAUUAUAGGUCGUACGUAGAGAUGAAAAUUGUUAGAAAUCAAUUCAUUCAACUAAAAACCGCCACUGUAACCAUUCAGAGACAUUUCAGGUCACACCUGGUAACUAAAAAACAACAUGAUGAAUACCAAAAGAUUCGGUCUGCCGCUCAGACAAUACAGAAAUUUUAUAGACUAAAUAGAGAAAUGAAAAUAAUGAAACAAAAGUACUAUGAACUGAAGAAAACCGCUAUUAUUGUACAGCGGAAGUAUAGAAGCAUACUUGUUAUGAGAGCUGAAAGAGCGGAAUAUCAAGCACUGCGGAAUUCCGUAAUUACAAUACAGCAGAGAUUUAGAGCGUUACUUGCAAUGCAGCGACAAAGACAAACCUACGCGAAGUUGCGUGCUGCAAUAAUUACUAUUCAAACUAGGUACAGAGCACAACGUCUAAUGAGAAAAGAGAGACAGAAGUACAUUUUGAUAUCAAAAGCGUCAACAACCAUUCAGACAUUUUAUAGGGCUUACGUGACAGGCAAAAUUCAAAGGGAAAAUUACCAGACAUUGAAAAAGUCUAUAAUAAGAUUACAGCAGAGAUAUAGGGCAUUACUUGCGAUGAGAAAAGAGAGGAAAUCAUUCUUAACCGUAUAUAAAGCUGCUAUUAGUAUUCAAAGAAGGUUCAGAGCGCAAAAACUUAUGUUGAAAGAGAAGUCUAAAUAUCAAAAGGUUCUUAAUGCUACUAUAACUAUUCAGAGGGGUUACAGAGCUUACAAAGAGGGAGAAACGCAACGGGCUAAAUUUAUGAGGAUGAGAAGUGCUGCCAUAUUUAUCCAAACUUGGUUUAGAUCCGUUGAAGAAACUAAAAGAAUUAGAGAUGAAUAUCGGCAACUUAGAAAGGCAGUCUUAUUCACUCAAAGACGUUUCAGAGCGAAUGUGCUGACUCGUGAGAUACGACGAGAAAAUGCUGUUAAAAAAAUACAGUCAUGGUACAGAUCAAUACAAAAGCGAAAUUAUUGUCGCCAUCAAUUCUUGGAACUGAAGAAAAGUGCUGUUACGGUACAAUCCAUAUUCCGAAUGUUUCUGCAACGUAAACGGUUUCUUUCUUUGAAAAAUGCAGCUUUAACUAUACAAAUGCAUUAUCAUGUGUAUAAAUUAAGCAAAGCCCAAAGAGUAAAGUACGUCCAACUGAGAUUGGCAAUAAUAAAGUUGCAGUCUCUCGUCAGAUCAUACAUAGAAAGAAAGCGUUAUCUUGCAAUUCGAUCCGCUGUCAUAGCAAUACAGGCUGCGUUUAGAUUAAAUAAAGAAAGGCAACAGACGAAAGAACGUAGAGAAAGAGCGGCCAUUUGUAUUCAGAAGAAUUUCAGACGAUAUGUAAAACAAUCGUGGUAUCUUAAAUAUCGCGAGCAAGUUUUGUAUAUACAGAGAAUAUGGAGAAGUAAACUAGUGACACGAUUGAUUCGUUGUGAAUUUGUACAAAAGAGAAGGAUAAUAAUACAGUUGCAAGCCGCUAUCAGAGGGUAUUUGGUUCGACGCUAUAUUCAAUGCAAAAGGCAGGAGAUAGAGAAACUAAGACAAGAACAAAAACGACAUAAUGCUGCUUCUGUUAUUCAGGCUUAUUAUCGCGGUCACAAAAUUCGCAGUGUUGUGAUUACUGAUAGACGAGUGACAGAGAUAAGACGCAGGUGGCGCGAAGGGGCACUCAAGUCGACGCAGGAGAGUUUGAAGGAGCGCAACGAGGAAGCCAUGGAGGUUCUUCGGAAUUUCUCUGAUAUUUUUACUGUUAUCAAAGCUUUCCGGUCUCUUGAAUUAUUGACAGAAGUAUUCCCAAUGAUGUACACCAGCAAUGCACCGUCCAUUGUUCGUCGUGUUUACAUCUACAUGUCCACCGCAAAUAGAUCUAUCUCCAGCAUUGAAGUGUUGAAAUCGGCUGCAGCCGUAUUGGUAAAUCUGACUCGAUAUCGUAUUACUGGACCUAAGAUAUAUUCCAGAGAAAAUAUUCUGCCAAUUCUAAGAUUCAUGCGUCGUUUUAGUAACAGUCAGACGUACUUGUUCUGCAUUAUGUGCACUUAUCUAUGGCUGUUCUCCAAGUACGACGAAGUUAAAGAGGAUUUAACACAAUUCUUUAAAGAGCCAGACAAUUUAAAAAUGCUGUCGACAAUCAAAAGCGACGUUGAAAGAGCAAAACGAAUGGCGAGCAACUCCAGAAACAAGUUUCAUACGCCACAAGUAUCAAAGUUUGUCUCUCAUACAAAGAAACUUGAUAUGAACUACAGUGUUUGUUCAAAUUUAAGCCUUUGUUCUAAUAGAGGUGAUUGUUUAGUCCUGCCUGCAUUGGAGCCCGACUAUGGCAUCACAAGGGAUGACAAACCUAAGUACUUUCAGGAUACCUAUCAAGCUAUAACUUGCCUAUAUAACACCUACGACUUAUGAAUUCUUAGUAGUGAAAGAUAUUUUUGACUUAGUUUAGAAUAGCAUUACUAUACUAAUUGAUAUCACAUAAUAGUAGGUAAGUACUAUAAUUUUUUAAUACAAGUUAAUAUGUUUUUUAAUGUAACCUAAUGUAAUUUGAUAUAUAUGUAAUUUUUAUUAUUGUUAUCAUAUAGUUAAUUUUAAAAUUACAAUAACUUUCUUAUCUUUUUCUUACAUUUUUGUUUUCUUAGACUCGGCGUCCUGUCCAUAGACAGACUUGCACGUACCAUAAAACGACUAAAAUAAAUUAAUAAUCUGUGGUCACGUCUACAUUAUCUAUGGAAUUUGACAAGCAGUGAACAUUGAGGUUAUGUUUAUUAUUGGCGGAAAUCUUGAUGUUCUCAAGAAAGUAAUCCAAAACAUGAUGGACGAGUUCGUUAACUACUUGCUAUUACUAUUAGUGAUACUACCAGUUGUUUUGUUUAUUAAUUUGUGGGCUGGUAUCGGCUGGGAGCUUUUUGUAAAUAACUGAAAAGAAUUCAAUGAAGAUUUCAAGUCAUUCCAUAUAAUUACGUAAAAUGGCUCUGCUGGGGACAAGACUUUCCAAAUGAAGAGCAUUCAUUGAAAUAGGGACUCAAACUCUAAACACCAGGAUUGCAGUAAAGCUGCUAUUUGGUCAAUAGAGUUUUAUAUCUUUAGUUACUUAUACAAAGAGAAUUAUAUCGAGAAGAUUCCGUAUUUUUAGGAUUAUUAAAUUUUAAGUCACUCCAAU
Hyposmocoma kahamanoa is the source of this 7714-nucleotide messenger RNA. It is a transcript of the gene asp, whose product is annotated as protein abnormal spindle. The record is from RefSeq and is a predicted model, not a curated record. NCBI's taxonomy places the organism in Eukaryota, Metazoa, Arthropoda, Insecta, Lepidoptera, Cosmopterigidae. Gene Ontology annotation, molecular function: protein binding. Gene Ontology annotation, biological process: spindle organization; establishment of meiotic spindle localization; mitotic cell cycle. Gene Ontology annotation, cellular component: spindle pole. The transcript has 8 exons. The coding region runs from base 1 to 6963 and encodes 2320 amino acids.